UUUCAGUGAAUAUCUACAAUAAACUUGUUUGAUUAGAAACAAAUAGGGCCCUACAAACCAAAACAACACAACCUCCAGAAGGGCCGGAUCCACCCAUAUUUAGCUUAAUGCAGUUUCCCUACAUCGAAUUAUCUAAAAUAAUUAAAAAAUGACUGCCGAUGAACGAAAUUUCCGGUCCAGUUAUUAUGAAAAAGUAGGCUGCCAUAGUGUCGAGGAAAAGAAAUCACUUAACAAAUUGUUACAGGAUAAUAUACGCAAUCAUGUCAAACUGAAACAAUUCUGUUUGAGCUACACCGUUCCUACCACACAUCGCAGCCUCUUGUGGAACAUUAUUUUGGGCGUUAUGCCAUUGCAUAAGAACUCCACCGAAUUCAUUAUGAAUCAACGCAAAGCUGUCUAUGAUGAUCUACUCAGAGCUGUAAAUAUAAUGCAAUAUGGCUCUACAACAAAACCGAAAGUAUUGCUAAGUAUGUGGCAAUUGGAACAAAAUCGUCUUUUGCACUCAGGACCUGAGGAUAUAGCUGAUCAGGUGUUUAUGGAAAUAGUUAAAGUGUUGCUACAGAUAUUCAACGAUGAUGUUGAGACAUAUUGGUUGGCAAAAGAAUUCUAUGCCUGUACUCUAGAUAUACAACAAGAAUGUCCUAGACUGAAAGAGUUGACUCAGACACUACUUAAAAAAGACGAUAUGCAGUUGUAUAGUCACUUGGAAAAUUUGGAUGUUUUCAAAUCAGACCAAUUAUUAGAUAGAUGGUAUAUGACUUGUUUUGCCGGUGUCAUCAAUGAAUCUACCUUAGUACGUGUAUGGGACAAAAUAUGUGGCGGAUCAAAGAAAAUCGUCGUAUUUAUAUUCCUAGAGAUGGCCAAGGCUCUAAGCGAUAAGGCAAUGAAAUGCAAAACCAGUAACGAGUUUAAAAAUCUGAUAGAGCAGGUGGGUGUGAGAGGUAUUGAUAACUUCAUCUCUAUUCCGAAUGAGUUGUUUCCUAACGGGGAAACAUUUAUUCAAAAUGGAAUUGGGGUGGUCAAAGAUCCGGAUGCUCUAAUUGUAAACAAAGCGAUAAAAGCAUGGCAAAACAGCAAUCAACACAGUGAAAAAAUAACUGUUCAUUAAAGUAAAAAUUACUCGUUUUAUAUUCAUUAAUAAACUAGCUUUACCAACAGAAAUGUUAACUUAAAUAUACUUGAAAACAACAUCA
This is a messenger RNA of Musca domestica (house fly), 1193 nucleotides long. Its product is annotated as TBC1 domain family member 7-like. The coding region runs from base 149 to 1108 and encodes 319 amino acids. The transcript has 3 exons. NCBI's taxonomy places the organism in Eukaryota, Metazoa, Arthropoda, Insecta, Diptera, Muscidae. Gene Ontology annotation, molecular function: GTPase activator activity. Gene Ontology annotation, biological process: activation of GTPase activity; negative regulation of TOR signaling. The record is from RefSeq and is a predicted model, not a curated record.